Ananas comosus (pineapple) is the source of this 2270-nucleotide messenger RNA. RefSeq names its product polyubiquitin-like. Gene Ontology annotation, biological process: protein ubiquitination; modification-dependent protein catabolic process. The coding region runs from base 72 to 2135 and encodes 687 amino acids. Gene Ontology annotation, cellular component: nucleus; cytoplasm. The transcript is spliced from 4 exons. Lineage: Eukaryota; Viridiplantae; Streptophyta; Magnoliopsida; Poales; Bromeliaceae. Gene Ontology annotation, molecular function: ubiquitin protein ligase binding; protein tag activity. The record is from RefSeq and is a predicted model, not a curated record.
CUCUCUCUCUCAUCGAUCGCUCGCUCUACGAUCUCUCUCAUCGAGCUGUUUGCUGAUGAGAUUGUCUGAAGAUGCAGAUAUUUGUGAAGACUCUCACUGGCAAGACCAUCACUCUCGAGGUCGAGAACUCUGACACCAUUGCCAAUGUUAAGGCCAAGAUCCAGGACAAGGAGGGCAUCCUCCGCAAUCAGCAAAGGCUUGUCUUCGCAGGCAAACAACUCAGGGACGAGCGCACACUUUCCGAUUACAAUGUACAGAAGGAGUCCACGCUUCACCUUGUCCUCCGUCUCAGGGGCGGCAUGCAGAUCUUUGUGAAGACCCUCACUGGCAAGACUAUUACUCUUGAGGUCGACAACUCUGACACCAUUGCCAAUGUUAAGGCCAAGAUCCAGGAUAAGGAGGGCAUUCCUUCGGAUCAUCAGCAAAGGCUCAUCUUUGGUGGCAAACAGCUCGAUGACGAGCGCACUUUGUCUGACUACAACGUCCAGAAGGAGUCGACGCUCCACCUCGUCCUCCGCCUCAGGGGCGGCAUGCAGAUCUUCGUGGAGACCCUCACUGGUGAGACCAUCACUCUUGAGGUCGAGAGCUCUGACACUGUCGCCUACGUGAAGGCUAAGAUCACGGAUACGAAGGGCAUCUUCACUAAGGAGCAAAAGCUCAUCUUCGCUGGCAAAGAACUCGAUGACGAGCGCGCUCUGUCUGACUACAACAUCCAGAAGGAGUCAACGCUCCGCCUCGUCCUCCUCCUCAGGGGUGGUAUGCAGAUCUUCGUGAUGGGCCUCACUGCUAAGACCAUCACUCUUGAGGUCGAGAGCUCCGACACCAUCGCCGACGUUAAGGCUAAAAUCCAGGAUAAGGAGGGCAUCCCCACCGAUCAGCAAAGGCUCAUCUUUGGGGGCAAACAACUUGACGAUGAGCGCACACUGUCUGACUGCAACGUCCAGAAGUUGGCGACGCUCCACCUCACCCUCCGUCUCAGGGGUGGCAUGCAGAUAUUUGUGAAGACUCUUACUGGCAAGACUAUUACUCUUGAGGUUGAGAGCUCCGACACGAUUGAAAAUGUGAAGGCUAAGAUCCAGGAUAAGGAGGGCAUUCCCCACGACCAACAGAGGCUCAUCUUUGCUGGUAAGCAGUUGGAGGAUAAUCGCACUCUCAGGGAUUACAAUGUGCAGAAGGAGUCUACCCUUCACCUCGUUCUCCGCCUCCGAGGCGGGAUGCAGAUUUUCGUGAAGACUCUAGCAGGGAGGACGGUCGCCCUAGAGGUCGAGGAGUCAGAUACCGUAGCGAAUUUGAAAGCCAAGAUUCAGGAUCGGCUGGGUAUCAGACCCGAUCAUCAGAGGAUCAUCUUUGCGGGGAAGCAGUUGGAGGACAAGCGCAUUUUAUCGGACUACAACAUGCAAAAGGAGUCCACCGUUCACCUCGUCCUCCGUCUUCAUGGCAGCAGUAUGCGGAUUUUUGUGAAGACCCUCACCGGCAUGUCCAUCACUCUGGAGGUCGAGAGCUCCGAUACAAUUGCCAACGUGAAGUCGAAGCUCCAGGGCUCGGUGGACGUUGCUCCUGACCAGCAGAGGCUCGUCUUCGGUGGCAAGCAGCUCGACGACGACCUAACUCUGGCCGACUACAACAUCCAGAAGGAGGCGACGCUCUACCUGGUACUGCGCCUCAGGGGCGGCAUGCAGAUCUUCGUGAAGACCCUCACCGGCAAGACCAUCACUCUCGAGGUCGAGAGCUCUGAUACCGUUGCCAACGUGAAGUCGAAGAUCCAGGACAAGGAGGGCAUCCCUCCUGACCAGCAGCGGCUCAUCUUCGCUGGCAAGCAGCUCGAGGACGGCCAGACUCUGGCCGACUACAAUGUCCAGAAGGAGUCGACGCUCCACCUGGUGCUCCGCCUUAGGGGCGGCAUGCAGAUCUUCGUGAAGACCCUCACCGGAAAGACCAUCACUCUCGAGGUCGAGAGCUCCGACACCGUUGCCAAUGUGAAGUCGAAGAUCCAGGACAAGGAGGGCAUCCCUCCUGACCAGCAGCGGCUGAUCUUCGCAGGGAAGCAAUUGGAGGAUGAUCGGUGCUUAUCGGACUACAAUAUUCAAAAGGAAUCCACCCUUCAUCUCGUGCUUCGUCUUCGCGGCGGUUACUGAAAGUAUUUCUUUCUUUUUAGACGUUGUUUUGGUGUUGAAGCCCGUAACGCUUCUAUUUUUUUUUUUUCAGGUUUUUUUUUUAAAAUCUUUUGAAAGGUAUUCUGUUUUUAGUUUUGAGUUAGGUUGUGGAGGAAG